AUGGCCUCAGAAAACCUAGAAGCCCGGUUGAAUCAGGCUCUUUGCUCUCUACCAGCUGAAUUUGACUGCAGAUACACUUCCCAGGCUCGUAGCAAACUCCUUGAUAUCCUGUUUCGAUGCUUGACCAACGACCGCUCCGAUUACCUCGCUGAUCUAUUCCCAAAUGGCUUUCCCGAAUCAUAUAGUCUCGAGGAGGCUCAAGGAAGUCUCGAGCAGACUGAAUACACAGAGGCUGCCAGAGGUCAUCCUUGUGGUCAUAUUCUGAGACCUGGAGAAGCUACUUAUGCUUGUUCGACCUGUUCUGAUGACCCUACGUGUAUAUUGUGUUCGAGGUGCUUCACUGCCAGCGACCACGAAGGUCAUGCUGUCGACAUCAAUAUCAGCAAUGGCAAUGGUGGCUGCUGCGACUGUGGCGACGAAGAAGCAUGGAAGAGACCGGUCAUAUGUGCGAUACAUACAGUCAGAGACAGCAUUGACAACGCUCAGCCGGCUGCAUCACAACUUCCUGUGGACCUGGCUGAUGCCGCUCGUGCCACUGUAGCCCGCGCACUCGACUACUUUUGCGACGUUAUAUCUUGCUCCCCCGAAAACCUGCGAGCCACGAAGACCCGCGAAACAGUCGAGCAGGACGAAAGGCGUAGCAGGUUAGAUCCUGCUACAUACACUUACAAUGAUCUUACUGAAGAGAAGCCUGAGUAUAACCUAGUCAUGUGGAACGACGAAAAACAUACUAUGGAUGAGGUACAGGACCAAGUCGCGAGAGCCUGCCGUGAUCGCCGAAGAAUCGGCCUUCUGAGGGCUGAAGAAGCGAACGAACUUGGACGCAGCAUUGUCAGUCAGUCUCACGACCUGCAAGAGCUGUUACGCCGAGCAAAGAUUAUUGAAGAAAUCAAGAUUACCGUUACCCUUCGCUCAGCCCGUGAUACUUUUCGAGAGCAGAUGUGUGGCACGAUCCUCGAAUGGCUCAGCGACAUCGCUGGCUGUGUCAUUCAGGGCAACGCUUCUUUCUUACGCCAAACUAUCUGUGAAGAGAUGCUCCAAGUGUGGCGUGUAGGCAGUGAGGCUUGGAAUGCUCGUAUAGGUCGUGAAGGACUUGACGACAACCAGUCAGACGAGGAAUCUUUUCGGGUGUUCCCGGACUCGAUCCAGAUUUUGCUUCAAAGAAAUCAGCAGGUCAUGGUACCCAUCGAGGACGAUGACGACGAUGAAGACAUGGAUGAAGACAUCGACGGCCCCGAUCUUGUUGAAGUUGAGGGGGAAGACGACGAAGACGAUUUUGAACAAAUCGAUCCACAGAUGAUUGGGACUAUUCUGGCUCAGCGAGAAACCGACACAGCUCGUGCCCAGACGGAAAUAGUCAGUGACCUCGAUGAAAUGGAUACUGAUGGCGACAAUGAUUUCUUGGAUGCUGCUGAAAGAAUGGAAGAUGCUGAUGAAGCCGUUCCUCCACCACCUCCAGCAGGCGCACCAAUCAUGGAACCCGAGCCUGCCAUUGCUGUAGCUCACGAUGAGCUUUCCCGUCAUCCUUCAAUGACUCUUAGCCAAGGAGACAACAUGAAUUUCAGGAAUGUACCACGCACUCCAGGCAUUGGUACUAAUCCAGGCCGCCGAAACACGCGUGCUGACGCCUUACACUGGAGAGCUCCUGUCGAUUCUGCGCGGAAAACUGCUGAGGCAUCCUUGCCUGUCUGGGAAGAUCUGCGAAAGAACAUCCGUCUCGACGCUAUGAUCCUGUUUGACCUGCGCUUGUGGAAAAAGCUGCGAGAAAAGCUUCGCAGUCUUCUUAUCUCGACCAUGAUCAAAGUGCCCCAGUUCAAACGCUUACUGGGUCUGCGCUUCGCAGGUCUAUACACCACUUUGGCUCAAUUGUAUCUCAUUGCUGAUCGUGAGCCGGAUCACUCCAUCCUUCACCUCUCUGUACAGAUACUCACGACCCCGUCAAUAGCAGAGGAAGUGAUACAAAGAGCAAAUUUCCUCACCAACCUCAUGGCAAUCCUGUACACGUUCCUCACAACUCGACAAGUUGGCUUUCCAGAGGAAGUCGAUCCUGACGCUACUCUAGGCUUUGAUGCCGGCUCUGUCGCCAACCGGAGACUGCUUCAGUUCUUUAGUGAUCUACGAUAUUUCUUGAGCUCGCCCUUUAUUCGAGAUCGGGUACGAGUUGAGAAGCAGUAUCUCAUGCAAUAUCUCGAUUUAGCUAAACUUUCACAAGGGAUCUGUCCUAACAACAGGGCUAUUGGUGAGCAUGUCGAAUAUGAGGCAGAUACAUGGAUUAGUGCUUCUCUACUGACCCGCGAGAUCAACAAACUUUGCCGUCAGAUUACCGAAGCCUACCAAGGUUGCGGUAAGAAGUCUGGCAUAGACGAAUACCUCAGCGAUGCCAUCCGUCAAAGCACCAUCACAACCCUCCUGGUUUGUAGUGGUCUUGACGAUUCACGUCGCGAACAAAGCGAGAUCAAGAACAGGAUCAGUUUCCACAAGGUUGGGCCGUUCCCAGGCUGUCCCCAGCAGUUCAAGACUGUGGAUUUUGUUGUGGAGAGAGGCAUACUUAGCUUCCAUCAUCCUUUGCACUAUACGGUGUCAUGGUUGAUUGAGCAUGGCAGGGAAUCGUUCCAGACAAUCGAAGUCCUUCAACGUACUGCAAAUGAGCUUGUCGAACGGUUUAUCGAAACUGCACAACAUAGCCGUCGCAUACCACUGCACACCUUGUACGCUACUGGUGAAGACGCCUUGUUGGGGAUUUUCGACUACCCGUUGAGAGUGUGUGUAUGGCUUGCACAGAUGAGAGCUAAUAUGUGGGUUCGCAAUGGCAUGAGUCUCCGACAUCAAAUGACACAAUACAAAAGUGUCACGUACAGAGACCUCGGCUACCAUCGUGAUUUAGUGAUGCUACAGACAGCCUUUGUAACCUGCGACCCUGAACGGUUCCUUAGCUCUAUGAUUGAUCGAUUUGGCCUCGUGCCGUGGGUUUCUGGCACUUUCCAGCCAACACCGGACGCCGACGAGUCGCAGCUUAUGGAUAUUGCUGAGGACUUUGCAUAUUUGAUGAUCAACAUACUUUCAGAUCGAGACUCGUUGGGUACUUCUACCGACGAUCCCGACAAUCAGCUCGCAAUACUAAGGAAGGAUAUUGCUCAUACAUUGUGCUUCAAGCCACUAUCAUACACAGACUUGACCAAUCGACUCACCGAGCGAGCACAAGAUGCCGAGCAAUUACAGCAGGUUUUGGAAUCGAUGACGACCUUCAAGGCUCCUGAAGCCCUUAACGAUUCUGGUCUGUUCGAGCUGAAGCCAGAGCAUCUUCAAGAACUAGACCCCUACAACUCGCACUUCAACAAGAACCAGCGAGACGAGGCGGAGAGUAUAUACAAGAAUUGGAUGGCUAAGAAGACAAACAAGAAGCCGGAAGAUAUUGUCCUUGAACCAAAACUCAGCCCCAUCAAGUGUGAGGCUUACAAAAAUCUGUGCGAUGUCAUCCACACACCUUUGUUCACAUCAAUGCUGUACUCUAUGCUUUCUCAUCCUAUGUUGAGUCAUGGCGGGAAGAAGGCUAUCACUUCUUCAAGAGCUGAGUCAUUCCUACAAACCGUAUUGCAUCUCAUCUUGGUAGCCACUAUUGAGGAUCAGUCAAGCGAAGAGGAGAGCACAAAUUCGCAAUCAUUGUUCAUCAAGAAUGCCUUGACACAGAAAGUAGGGCAAGCAGGCGAGACCAUCGUAACACGCUUGCAUGGCCUCUGGCUUUCUGAGGACUUCUCCCUGUGCCGAAGUAAAGUCAGGCAUAUCCUGAGAAUUUUUAGGAAGAAGUGGCAGGGCGCAUUUCAUGAACACGACCUCGAUUUUGAAGCUGCGCGGCUCGAUGCUCCUUCACCAGCCAAUCUCGACGUCGAUUUCGAAGCCAAGAAGAGACAGGCUGUUGAACGAAAAGCGAAGAUCAUGGCCCAAAUGCAACAGCAACAGCAGAGUUUCAUGAGCAACCAGGGCAUGACUGAUUGGGACGAUGAUGAGAUGAGUGAAACUGAGUUUGAAGCCGCAGGCUCUACCGAGACCAGGCAGUGGAAAUUUCCUACUGGUGUUUGUAUUCAGUGCCGCGAGGAAACGAAUGACAGUCGCUUCUAUGGGACAUUCGCCAUGGUCACUGACGGUCAUUUGUUGAGAGAAACGCCUCCCGACGAUGCCGAUUUUGUGCAAGAAGUACUUGUUAGCCCUGACAAUCUCGAUGAGUCAAACGAGGGCUCGAGACCUUUCGGAGUUGCAGGAGCUAACGUGGAGCGAAUCAAACGGUUCGCCUCCAACGGCAGUGAGUCCGUCGUUGAGAGGAGAGUGCUGAGCGGGGGCUGGCCUAAGAGUUCGACGUUGAAGCAAGCCAUAUCCUCGAGUUGUGGACACAUCAUGCAUUUCAGCUGUUUCGAGAACUACUAUGAAUCGAUCAGAAGAAGACAUGCCAAUCAAGUUCAGCGAUGCCAGCCUGAACGUAUCUCUCAGAACGAAUUCGUCUGUCCUUUGUGCAAAGCACUUGCCAAUGUUUUCCUGCCGGUUGUGUACAAAGCCACUGAGCAAUCAUAUCCGGGCUGCUUGGAAAGUGAAUCGUCAUUCGAGAUGUUCACUGAUGAGAUGCUACCUGCAAUGAGGACAAGCUUCGAGAGUCUUGAGCAAGGACAGAAACUCUCGUCGCAUCUCAUUGACGUUGAGAGGACAAUGCAUCUCCAAACCGUGACAACUUUCACGACGAACGCUAUGGCCACGUUGUCGAGAUCUAUCGCUGAACUUACUGAAAUGCCACUAGAUUUGUCUGAGCUCCCAGGUUUACACGCUUUGGUGGACCUGAGCACGAUUUAUAGGCGAUUACGAAACACUUUCGAGAUAGUCAAUGGCUCUAACCUGGGCAUGCCUCAAUCUGUGGGCUGGUUCUUGGACUUGAUGGCCAACUCAGUCACGGCUGUCGAAAUUGGCUUACGUGGACGGCCCUCUGCAGGAGCUUCGCUCAUUGAUGCCAUACCAGCUCAGACUCUGAGCCACUUACAGGUCCUUGCUUCCUCGCUGAAUUGCUAUGCAGCUACACUUACGAUGGUGGAGAAGACGGGAGAGGACGCUGCUUCUUUUUAUCCUUAUCAGGUCUUAGUCAAAGAGAUGGCACGUAUGUUAUUCCCAGGUCAGCGGUCGACUAUGUCUUUUCUCAAGAUGGACGGAUUUAACACGUUCGUCGCUGAGUCGUUCGUACUUGGGCGCAUGCAAGGUAUACCGAUCGUACACUUGCUCCGCUUGUGCUUAAUUCAAGAAAUGGUUCGGGUUGCUGUAUGGUGGCUGAAAAUCCGCACACCCGCAUUGCCUUCUGAAGCAAUGCUCACGAGGUCGAGCUCAUCUCGCACCGUCAGCUUGUCGAAGGAUGACUACAGGGCUAUGGGGAAUUUCGUGUUCUGGCUUAUGUCUUCCUUGCCAACGACAGCCAAUUCGCCGCUGCCAUCUGUGAACGAGAUUGAACCGCUCUACAAGGCACUGCGGACGUAUGCAUUGUCAUUUAUGCGCAAAGCUGUCGUCUUACUGCAUUCUGCACAUGGUGUUGACUUUCCACCUUCCACUGCACUUGCAGGGAGGCCAGAGCUAGACAGACUACUAGGACUAUGCAAGUUACCUAGUCUGACCAGCAUCCUGGGAGACUUCUCGGAGUUCACGGAAUCCAAUACCCUUCCUCGACUGGUACGAUCCUGGGUCUCUGUAUACCAUACUCAGAGCAGCACAGAAAGUGAAACCUUGAUCAAGCUAAUGCAUCCUGCACCAUUCGAGCUUAUAGGUCUUCCUCAAUACUACGACACUCUGCUUGAGGAAUGCCAGAAGCGCAAGUGUCCCACGACUGGUAAAGGGCUCACAGAUCCAGCGCUUUGUCUUUUCUGUGGUGAUAUCUUCUGUUCGCAAGCCUGGUGUUGUAUGAAAGACAAGAUUCGUGGAGGUUGUAACCACCACAUCGAAGACUGCUCAGCGCCAGUUGGGGCGUACCUGUUCAUUCGCAAGUGCAACAUCGUUCUACUGGAUGUUCGGAAAUACCAUAAAAAUCGCAACCUAACAGAGGGCGAGGAAUCUCACUCUGUACGAGACGUGUCAUCUGCGCAUGGUUCUUUCUUUCCGGCACCUUACUUGACGAAACACGGAGAAACCGAUCAAGGUCUACGAACAAAGCAUCAGCUGAUACUCAAUCAGAAGCGCUACGACAAGCUGGUGCGAGACGUGUGGCUUAUGCUCAACGGCACCAUCUGGAGUGCGAUUGCUAGAAAGUUAGAGGGCGACCUGAAUGCAGGGGGUUGGGAGACGUUCUAA
Messenger RNA from Lithohypha guttulata, 6309 nucleotides. It is a transcript of the gene UBR1, whose product is annotated as E3 ubiquitin-protein ligase ubr1. Gene Ontology annotation, molecular function: zinc ion binding; ubiquitin protein ligase activity. Bases 1 to 6309 code for a protein of 2102 amino acids. The transcript has a single exon. The record is from RefSeq and is a predicted model, not a curated record. Lineage: Eukaryota; Fungi; Ascomycota; Eurotiomycetes; Chaetothyriales; Trichomeriaceae. Gene Ontology annotation, biological process: ubiquitin-dependent protein catabolic process via the N-end rule pathway.